AUGCCUCUACACGUGCACCAGCUUUCGCGCGCCAAUCCCGCCGACGAGCUGUACUUCCCAGCCAUUGCGCGGAUCCAUCUCGCGGCGUGGCUGACGGUGCCGCUCAUGCGGGCCAUCUAUUACGGGGGCCCCGAGGCGCACCCGGCGUACCUCAGCUCGAUGGCGGAGCGGCACCUGCGCGCGUUCCGCGAGGAGGACAACUGUCGCUUCGCCGUCGUUGUGGACGACACAUUGCCCGCCGACGAGGAGGUAGCAUCAAAGCAGGACGCCGGAACGGGAGCCGUUCAAGGGACGACGACGGUGGCCGCGGCGGCGCCAAAGGGCAAAGUCAUCGCUGCGAUCAAGUACUACUUUAUCGAGCCCAAUCCGCCGGCUCCCUCAUCGGCCGCAUCGCCAUCUCCCACUACAACCACAGCGGACUCAAACCAGUCUUCCGGUGGCCCCUCCUCUGCGACAGCGAUCCGGACGUGGCCGGCGUACUCGCACGUCACCCUCGCCUCUGCCUUCUGGGAGCAGCUGGUCCAGGCGCGGACGCGACUCACGGCGCUGCUCGGCCGGCACGUCCUCGUGGACAACCUGUACACGGACCCGGGGCACCAUCGGCGCGGAGCCGGGGGAAUGCUGAUGCGACACGCGUGCCGGGAGGCGGACCGCUGCGGGUGGCCCAGCAUGCUGGAGGCGUCGCCCAAGGGCAUCGGGGUGUACGAGUCUGUGGGAUUUCGACGAUUCAAUCCAGGUGGAGGAAACGAAGAGCAAGACGGCUCGGAGAUCUGGGUGGAUCUCCAGCGGUGGGAGAAUGGAGGAGACAAAGGAGUCGAGUUCUCCAAGCAAAGGCUCAAGCAAGAGCUUCAGAGUGGUGGAGGGAGAGGAGAAGGGUGGUAUUGUCAGGUUCUCAUGGUCAGGCCGGCUGGGUCGGGUGGAAGCAGUGUCGGCGACCAGAAGGAAGUGGUCGACAUAGGAAAGGGAGAGGCCGCUGUCGUGGAGCCAUAG
Molecule: messenger RNA, 990 nt
Organism: Fonsecaea erecta
Lineage: Eukaryota; Fungi; Ascomycota; Eurotiomycetes; Chaetothyriales; Herpotrichiellaceae
Exons: 1
Coding region: 1-990 (329 amino acids)
Molecular function (GO): acyltransferase activity, transferring groups other than amino-acyl groups
Source: RefSeq, a predicted model, not a curated record